AUAGAUCUAUAUAUUCAUCACCGCACAGCAAAACGCAUUGGUAUAAUGAUCCUGAUUGUAUGUGUUGCCUCUGUGUGUAUUGCACCACCCGGCUGGAAAGACCUGGUAGGCUGGAGUCAACGCAUCGAAGACAUAACAAGGCGCAUCGUUAGCCAGGACAUCAGCUAUCAAAUAUUCGCAACUGCGAGCUCCUUCUAUCUUCCACUGAUGGUUAUACUUAUACUCUACUGGCGUAUAUUCCAAACAGCACGCAAACGCAUCCGCCGUCGACAGAUUCUGACGCAAGCGGCUGAGACUAAGGAUAAUCCCGCGAUGUGCGGUAUUGCGGGUGGCCUAGCUGGGGCGAGCGCGUCGGGUGGCAUAGCUGCAGCUGUGGUGACAAUUAUCGGCCGGCCAUUGCCGACUAUUUCCGAAACAACAACCACUGCGUUCACAAAUGUUUCUUCGAAUAAUACAAGUCCAGAAAAAGCUUCCUGCGCUAAUGGUUUAGACGAUCCACCUACAACUACAGACGGGGAUAAUCCUUACCCAGGUGGGCCGCAACACGUAGUCAAAAGAAAAAGUAAUAAAUAUUCAGCGGAUUCAAAGCGUGAGCGCAAAGCGGCGAAAACCCUGGCGAUUAUCACAGGUGCAUUCGUCAUUUGCUGGUUACCAUUCUUUGUAAUGGCUGUACUACUACCUAUUUAUAAAGAUCUCUUUGAGGAGUAUGUUAUCUCACUGUUUUUAUGGCUGGGAUACUUUAACUCCACGCUGAAUCCGAUUAUUUACACGAUAUUUAGUCCGGAGUUUCGCCAUGCGUUUAAAAAGAUUCUCUUCGGAAGGAAUUACGCACGUAGGAGGCAGAAACAGUUUAAUAUCAAGCACUUCCAAUGAUGUCGGCAGAGUGACGUCUUGUCGCCGGAGCCGCCGCUGUCGGCGCGGCUCGCCGUCAACGUCGCCGUGACGGCUGUCGUGUCGGGGCCGCGUAAUGUCACCUUCAAGUGCGACUGAUCCGAGGACAAGAGGUCACGCUACCUGGUCGUGCCCAGCAACAUUGACUGCGAUCCAACCAGCAGCUGCAUGGAUACAGAGAUUACUGAAGUGAUGGUUCCCACGCAUGCGCAGAACAAGCGAGUUACGUUUGAGAUGAAAGAAUUUACGUGAUAAAAAUUUGUGUGUAAUGUGAAAAUGCAAAAAAAAAAACGCAGAACAAUCAAUACAACAUUUAACCUUAAAUGAUUUUAGGUUAGGUUAUAGAUUAUAGCAAUAAUUGAUGUGGAUACAAGUGUGUAUAUAAUAUCAUACCAUUUGUAGAAUAUUCAGUUUAAAUGUAGGCAACACACAUUACAUAUUACAUCGUAUUGUAAAUAACCUUAAUAUGCAAACUGACCAAAACUAAUGAAAAAUAAUUUGAAUAUUCAUACUCCAAAUUACCACGUGUGAUAUUAAUAUUUGUACAUAUUACAUAUGUGUAUACAGGGUGUUCCGCCCCUUUAAAAUUCAUCAAAUGACUUAAAAACUUAAUCCACCAUCAAAUAAAACAAGAUUUUAAAAUAAUGUUGCGUAAAUAAAAUAAUUAAAUCAAUUUUUAAACAAAUGUUAAUGGAAUAAAGAAAUCUAAAUGUGGUUUAAUCCUACAAGUCUAUAAAUACCGCAAACAAACGUCUUGGAUGUGAUCUACAAUCAUUAUCUGACUUAAAUAAUUGUUGCAUCUGCAGAUCUACACAAAAUGUGAUGUUAAAUUAAGUGAUUAUGUUAGUAUCUAAUGUGUAUAUAUUUUAUUUGUUUAUUUGUUUCUUGAUUUCGGAAUGCACUUUCAAAUGUUAUGGUAACGUAUAAGCAAAAAAUGCGAAUUAUAAAAUGCUGUGAUCGAAUCGAUUCAUAAGAAUAUUUUUGUAUCGCAUCUUAUUAUUCUAUUGGUUAAUUGGCAAUGGAUGAACAGGGUGUUUGUGAUUGAAUUAUUUCUAUUUUUAUUUUUGUGCAUAAAAAAUGUUCCAAUCUUGAAAAUGUAUAAAUGUCGCAUAACCACAGUGUAUAUAAUCAGGAGUAGGUGUGUAUCUCGAAUAUGAAAGAGGAAAAUGUACUGCUUGAGCCCGUAGUGCAUUUUACUGUUUUCAUGUCGCCUUAACGAAAGACUCAUCGUGUAAAUUAUGAAGCGCAUUAUACGAGUGGUAGUGGUGGAGUAGAUAAUGUUCCCGUUGUAAAAUAAAUCUCACACGCAUCAGUUUCUGUGUAAUAUACAUGUGAAUACACUCCCGUAGGUAGUAGAUUAUAAAUAUUUAUGAUGUUUGUAAAUUUCAAAGAAAUGUAUGUUUAAUACCUGAUGUACUUAGCGAACAAUGUAAAUCGCAUUAUAAUAAUAAAUGUAUUUUUCAUAUAAAAA
Molecule: messenger RNA, 2362 nt
Organism: Dalotia coriaria
Lineage: Eukaryota; Metazoa; Arthropoda; Insecta; Coleoptera; Staphylinidae
Product: 5-hydroxytryptamine receptor-like
Biological process (GO): G protein-coupled receptor signaling pathway, coupled to cyclic nucleotide second messenger; chemical synaptic transmission
Cellular component (GO): dendrite; plasma membrane
Molecular function (GO): neurotransmitter receptor activity; G protein-coupled serotonin receptor activity
Source: RefSeq, a predicted model, not a curated record